AUGAGGAUUAACGGUGUUGUGCAAGCCGUACACGACUAUAACCUCAACACAGGCCAGAUUAACAUUUUAAAAUUUAUUGCUGGAUGUGCUGAUGAUGCAAUAUUUAAACGAAUGAGGCAUGAAUCCUCUGUGCUCCCCCAUCUAUCUAUCUAUCUAUCUAUCUAUCUAUUUAUAGAUCUAUCUUCUAUCGGAUCUAUCUAUCUAACUCUAUCUAUCUAUCUAUCUAUCUAUCUAUCUAUCUAUCUAUCUCUCUCUGUUCAUUAUCUAUCUAUCUAUCUAUCUAUCUAUCUAUCUAUCUAUCUACCUCUCGAUUUUUAUUUCCGACGUCCUUCUCUCUCACAUAUCAGUCCAUCUCAAUAUUGCCGAUACCGAAUACAACAAAAUUCAUUGUCUCAUCAUUUAUCUAUCGCAUUUUUUCAAUCUCCCAAACGUUCUCUGUCUGUCUGUCUGUCUCUGUCUCUCUGUCUCUGUCUCUGUCUCUCUCUGUCUGUCUGUCUCUCUCUCUGUAUCUUGUCUGCAUGA
This is a messenger RNA of Acanthosepion pharaonis, 522 nucleotides long. Lineage: Eukaryota; Metazoa; Mollusca; Cephalopoda; Sepiida; Sepiidae. The record is from the annotation of a GenBank genome assembly.